Molecule: messenger RNA, 1069 nt
Organism: Gastrolobium bilobum
Lineage: Eukaryota; Viridiplantae; Streptophyta; Magnoliopsida; Fabales; Fabaceae
Product: large ribosomal subunit protein bL17c
Exons: 2
Coding region: 76-756 (226 amino acids)
Biological process (GO): translation
Cellular component (GO): ribosome; cytosolic large ribosomal subunit
Molecular function (GO): structural constituent of ribosome
Source: RefSeq, a predicted model, not a curated record
AAACACACACACUCUCUCUCUCUCUCUCUCUUCCUCUCUCUCUACUUUAUCUUGUGAUUGCGGUGUUCCUCAACAAUGGCGAAUGUGGCUGUUAUGGCUACCACCACUGACACCAAGUGGUGCAUGGCUUCGUUGCGCUCUGCUCUGCCAUCUCUUUCUCCUUCUCCUUCUCCUUCUUCUUCUUCUUCCUCCUCCUCUCUAACUUCAUUGCGCUUCCCUUCAUUCUCAUCUUCUUCAUCAUCACCAAAACUCCGAAUUUCGAAGACCAAACCCAAAUCGCUUCUUCCCUCUUUCACCGGCCUUUCCCCUCUUAACCCUCUCUUCCUUUCCGGUUCUUCUUCUUCAGAGUUUACCAGUUUUGGUCACUGUUUUACCAUUAUUGACAAUGGUGGUAGAGUCUAUGCCAUGAGACAUGGGAGGAAAGUGCCCAAACUCAACAGGCCCCCUGAUCAGCGCAAGGCACUUAUUCGAGGCCUUACAACUCAGCUCCUUAAAUACGGUCGCAUCAAGACCACAAGACCAAGAGCCAGUGCAAUUAGGAAGUAUGUUGAUAAAAUGGUCACUUUGGCAAAGGAUGGUUCUCUUCAUAAAAGGAGGCAAGCCCUUGGGUUCAUCUAUGAGAAGCAGAUUGUUCAUGCUUUAUUUGCAGAGGUUCAAGAACGUUAUGGUGAAAGAAAUGGGGGUUAUACAAGAAUUAUAAGAACCCUUCCGAGACGAGGUGAUAAUGCACCUAUGGCAUACAUUGAACUUGUGUAGCCAUCGCUUUUAUUUGGGUGCAAUUAUUAGUUAAUCUCAGUGCAAUGUUGAGAUUGAUAAUGCAUCCAAUGGUAACAAUUGAUUCUACAGUUUUUCCUGUGUUGAGUUGUAUUUGUAUUAUGCCUUUUGGACUAGUUCUCAGUUUGCAUCUCUUUCUGUACGUUUGGACAAACAACCAUCUUUGAUCUUAAGUGAUCAUCUGCAAAAGGUAAUAGAUUCACUUUUUUUGUUGUUGCAAUAAGCACUUAUUUUUAAGGAUAAGUACUUACUCAUGUUCUUAAGUGUCUUUGUAUUUGUCCUAUGCGCUGCUGCA